AUGAGGACGUGUUUCGGUCUGCUUUUGUUGACGCUGGUCGCUGUGCGCGCUUCACUGAUAACAUUCCAAUCCCGAGAUGAAUGUAUUGUUGGAUGCGCAAGAAUGUGGGCCGAUUAUAUCCAAAUGUGUUUGAGCCGCCGUAUUGGGGCUCCAUGUAUUAAUCUGAAUGAAAAUGGCAGGGGAGUUUGCUCAAACUAUUGCGAGAGGUACUUUCCGACAACGCCGCAUCGGUAG
Dicrocoelium dendriticum is the source of this 234-nucleotide messenger RNA. The record is from the annotation of a GenBank genome assembly. Lineage: Eukaryota; Metazoa; Platyhelminthes; Trematoda; Plagiorchiida; Dicrocoeliidae.